Molecule: messenger RNA, 2972 nt
Organism: Anopheles gambiae (African malaria mosquito)
Lineage: Eukaryota; Metazoa; Arthropoda; Insecta; Diptera; Culicidae
Gene: Alg3
Product: lethal(2)neighbour of tid protein 2
Exons: 5
Coding region: 1137-2708 (523 amino acids)
Cellular component (GO): endoplasmic reticulum
Molecular function (GO): dol-P-Man:Man(5)GlcNAc(2)-PP-Dol alpha-1,3-mannosyltransferase activity
Source: RefSeq, a predicted model, not a curated record
AAUCACGAAACGGGUGUGCGACGCCAUUGCCACCAGAGAGAAACAAUUUCAAGACAAUCGCAAGAACAUCACAAGAAAGUUGGUGAAAUUUUAGAAGAAAAAAAAGAGGGAAGGAAGUGAAUGGAAAAAACUAUGACGAGAAAGCUGCUGGUAAUAGAAAUGAAGAGGCAUCUUGUAGCAAAUGUGGCGUGGCGUGUCCAUGGUAACAAAACUCCCCCCAAAAAAGCCCGAUUAUUCUAGCAACGGCAGUGUGCAACACGGAUCGGUAACAAUGGGUAACAAGAUUUCACGGUCCCCACUCUGGAUGCUCCUUAACGGGUCGCCACCGCUACUGCACACCCAGCACUAGGCAGUGUUGUCCCGAAUGUCAUCGAAUUUGCAUAUUUAUUUGGUAAGGUGAGGUGUGUAUAUGACUCGGUACUCUCUUUUUUCUGCUUUACUUCACAGUUUUAUUUGCCAACGCCGUAAAACAGCUGCUCGCGGGCGAACAUAUGAUCGACGUUGGGUUGUCGCGCGCGCUCAUCACGUCUGCAGUUGGGAAGCCGCGAGGCAACGCGCGCACCCAAAAGUGAUGGAUAGCUCUGUGUGUGUGUGUACUGUCGCUCGUUAUGGCCUAUGGACGGGGACGGCAAUGCCAGGUGAACCGCGGGCCCGAGGGCCGUAAGUGAGCCGCGCGGGUCGUCAAUUUUAAAUUGUUUACAUUUCACUCCGGCACAGUUUGCGCGACCAGUCCGCUCGCGCUCCACGCAACGUGUUACACCAUGCCGUCGCUGUUGCUGCGCUCUUGCCAGACGGUUAAAUUUGAAGAGAUGUGUACAUCUUGCAACAGACGACGAACUCGACAACGAUGCCGUCGCUGCUCUACUACAGCUCUAAGUGGUGCGAAUUAUCCCCUGGAUGCUCCAAAAACCUGCUCUGAACAAGCUUUGGCAGUUAUAUCGAUCGCACACACAAUCAUCGUGCGUGGAAAAUUGUGAAUUCCAAGAAGCGAUUGUGAUUCGUGCAGUUUGUCCGCGUGGCCGUUCUGCUGUGUGACAAACCGGGGGUGACGUAUUCCGGGCAGUGAGACAGUGAGACCAGACCAAAGAAGAGAAAAAAACCAAAACAAAUCCAGCAACCAGCCCUGGAGAGGAGCGAUGGGGAAAAUUCCAGCCAAUCAACCGAAAUCGGUGCCGCCGGUGCCGCGGAAGGAACCGCAAACUCUGCUCGCCAAGAUACGCAAGGAGUACGUAAGCUUAACGUUUGCCAAAUCGCUCAUCUUCGACCCGGCCCGGUUGCCGCUGAUCUCGAUCCUAAUUUUGGCCGCUGAGUUGGUGCUGAACGUGUUCGUGGUGCAAAAUGUGCGCUACACCGAAAUCGACUGGAAGGCGUACAUGCAGGAGUGUGAAGGGUUUCUCAACGGCACCACCGACUAUUCGCAGCUGCGAGGUGAUACCGGCCCGCUCGUCUAUCCUGCCGGGUUUGUCUACAUCUACAGCGCGCUGUACUUCCUAACAUCACACGGCACCAACAUUCGCUUGGCCCAGUAUGUCUUCAUUGGCAUCUAUCUGCUUCAACUGAUGCUCGUACUCCGGCUGUACUGUAAGAGCCGUAAAGUCCCCCCAUACGUGAUGGUCAUUACCAUUUUCACCUCCUACCGGAUUCACUCCAUCUACGUGCUGCGGUUGUUUAACGAUCCGAUUGCGAUCCUGUUCCUUUACGCCGCCCUGAAUGCGUUCAUUGACGGUCGAUGGACGCUCGGCAGCGUAAUGCUCAGCUUGGGCGUUUCGGUAAAGAUGAACAUCCUUCUGUUUGCUCCGGCCAUUCUGCUGCUGUACAUUACCAAUCUGGGAUGGCUGAAAACGGCCCUUCAGCUGACGGUCUGUGGAGUGAUACAGCUGAUCCUGGGUGCUCCGUUCCUUCUUACCCAUCCGUGGCAGUACCUUAAGGGCAGCUUCGAUUUGGGGCGCGUGUUCGAGCACAAGUGGACAGUAAACUAUCGCUUCCUCGAGCCGGAAGUGUUCGAAAGUAAGGUGUUUCAUCUGGCACUGCUCGGACUGCAUCUCACGCUGCUGCUCGUGUUUGCAUCGCCCUGCUACAAGUACUUCCAAAAUUACUGCCGCCUGCGCCACCUGGAGAUGAUGCUGAUGCCACAGAUAGAGGCACAAAAUCGGGCUGAAAAGGAUAAGGUGAAGAAGGGUAAGCAAUCGAAAGCCAAAGCAUUGCCGGCUGCUAAAGGAGACAACGGGGAGGAAAAGCUAACGCAGGAUCAGGAAAAGUUUUUGAAAUCGUUUGAAAAGGGCAUUAAAAAGAUGUCCGGUAAGCAGCAGCAGCAGCAGAAUGUCGCCCCGGUGGAAACGGAAUCACCGGCAGCAGCGAACCCAGCGGCCAACAAAUUUUCCAUCCACUUCGAUCGAUCCACCCAACUCGCGCUGCUCCCCAUUUUCCUGUCCAACUUUAUCGGCAUCGUUUGUGCGCGUAGCUUGCACUACCAAUUUUACGUGUGGUACUUCCACAGCUUGCCCUACCUCACUUGGUACACGGAGUAUACGAACAGUUUGAAGUUUUUGCUUCUUCUGCUGCUGGAAUUCUGCUGGAACACGUACCCGAGCACGGUACUGAGCAGCGUGGUCCUGCACGCCUGCCACGUGUGCCUGCUGGUUGGCAUUGGAAGGAAAUUGUUCCGUCGGAUUCCGGAUCUUGCUCAGCUGAACAAUAAGACAGAGUAAAACCUGCCCGAGCCGGACCUUCUGCUGCGGGAUGCAUUUGAAUUCUCCGUUUGAAUUGUGCCUUAAAUUGUCGAAUAGGUGUGAAUGUUUGUCUUUUCUGUUUGUUUGUGUGUUUGUGUGAAUAGAUAGAGAUAGAUUAGAGCAGCGUGAAUGAUUAUUUACCUAACUGAGCAUGUGUGUGCGAUUUUACAACAUUUGGGGAAAUGUUAUUUAUGAUUUCUUUAAGUAAUUUAGUUCGAGCAAUAAAGACAAGACAUUUUCCUA